Molecule: messenger RNA, 888 nt
Organism: Plenodomus lingam JN3
Lineage: Eukaryota; Fungi; Ascomycota; Dothideomycetes; Pleosporales; Leptosphaeriaceae
Biological process (GO): tRNA modification
Molecular function (GO): magnesium ion binding; tRNA guanylyltransferase activity
Source: RefSeq, a predicted model, not a curated record
AUGGAAACCACGGGUAGCAAAGUUAGCCUUGAGCUGUCCAAAAUAACAUGCACUGUAAUUCAACCCGAAAUCGUCGCCCCACCCACAGCUUCCGACAAGCCACUCCAACUCGCAGACCGCAUGAAGCAUUAUGAAGCAGCUCUCGACUUCACCCUCCCUCCCUCUAGACCCACCCUGCUCCGACUUGACGGCCACUCGUUUUCAAAAUUUACCAAGCAUUUCUGUCGUCCAUUCGACCAGCGCAUUCACGACGCCAUAACAUCCACCUGCACAGAUCUAUUGGCCUUCUUCCCCCAAGCCACAGUCGCAUACACGCAAUCCGACGAAAUCACCCUCGUCUUCCCCGCCGGCGUUCAAAGCUUCAACGAACGGGUUCAGAAAUUAGCCGGUCUAGCAGCAAGCCUUUGUUCGGUCCGCUUCAAUCAUCAUCUCACUGCAGCUCUGCAUGCACAGCCCAACCCAGUUAUCAAACCUUCUGCAUACGAGACGCUGGGCACUGCUUGUUUCGAUGCGCGAUUCUUCACAGUACCGUCUAUCGAAGAAGCAAUGAAUUGCAUACUUUGGCGCUGCAGGAACGACGCGGUGAGGAACUCAGUGAGCGCAUUCGCUCGCACAAUGUACACGAGUGAGCAAAUGCAUGGAAAGCGGACUGGAGACUUGCUGGAGAUGAUGGAGAAAGAAAAGGGCGUCAAGUACGAGGAUGCAGUACCCAAGUGGGCAAUCGAGGGUAGUCUGGUGAAGAGAGAGCAAUUCGAGCAUCAAGGAGUCAACCCCAAGACUGGAUUGUUAGAGAGGGCACUCAGGACGAGGACAAGGGUUGAGGACCGGGGUGUGACGGCGUUCUCGGAGGAGGGUUUGAGGCUGAUCAGGGAUAAGUACUGGACCUGA